GCAAUAAAUCAGAAAAUUCCAAAAUCCUAAAAAUUCGAAGCCCUGCUUUUUCUCUCUCAACGGAAAGUCGUUCUCACACGGAACACAGCUCUCUCUCUCUGCUCCUCUUCCGUUCAAUCGCCGGCGGCAGAAGUAAGAAUGAACAAAUCACUCAGAAGCACUGGCGGUUAAUAGAGAUAUAGCACACUGAAAUGGGAGGCUGCUGUUGCUGCUGUGCCUCUAAAGAAGAGGAACCGAAUAGGACAUCACAGUUUUACCAUUACCCUAGAGGGUCAGAGGAGCGACAACCUUUAUCUCACCAUGGUGCAGCCUUGGUACUCUCCACAGGGCGGCCUAGAACACCACCAGGCAAUCAAGACACUCGCAAGAGUGAUGCAACAGCACAGAUAAAGAACACAGAAUCUGGUGAAGAGACAAACUCUGGAAAUCGUGCAACUUCAGAAUGUGAUGCCAAAGCGGGAGACAAUAUUGAUCUUACUGCCCUAAAUGUAGUGGUUGAUGAGCUUGAGAAAUCAGAAUAUGAUGAGGAGAAUCCGAAGAUCAUAACAAAAUGUGAGCAUCAUUUUCACCUUGCGUGUAUUUUUGAAUGGAUGGAAAGAAGCGACACUUGUCCAGUCUGUGAUCAGGAAAUGGUUUUCAGUGCCUAAGUUGUGAGAUAUCAAGCUCAAACUUCAUCCAUUGGCAUUUGAUAUAGAAGGGAGUUGUUUUUGGUGGUUGUUUAUAUUUCUGGGUUAGAUUUUUUUUUUGUGACAACUGGCAGCCCUUUGCUUUGGCGUUGAUAUAUCUUGUUUUAUCAGUUCUUUAAACGAAUUGAAAAAAAAAUUAAAAAAGCUUACUGUAAAAAAAAAUGAAAAGAAGAAAAUGCUAAUAUAUGGGUUUCAAUGCAGCUGCUUUAUGUAUUUUUG
Molecule: messenger RNA, 905 nt
Organism: Cuscuta campestris
Lineage: Eukaryota; Viridiplantae; Streptophyta; Magnoliopsida; Solanales; Convolvulaceae
Source: the annotation of a GenBank genome assembly